Puccinia graminis f. sp. tritici CRL 75-36-700-3 is the source of this 1437-nucleotide messenger RNA. RefSeq lists its product as uncharacterized. Bases 106 to 1263 code for a protein of 385 amino acids. The transcript is spliced from 3 exons. Lineage: Eukaryota; Fungi; Basidiomycota; Pucciniomycetes; Pucciniales; Pucciniaceae. The record is from RefSeq and is a predicted model, not a curated record.
ACCACCACCAAUGUCGCUUCCACGGUUCUGAUAGUCUUUGGAAUUACCAACUCGUCCCAGCUCAUCCUACUUACGCCCAUCGAUUUCAGCUGAACCGUUUGACCCAUGGGCGCUUCCCUCGUUGCACGGGUUGAGGGUAUUGGCGUUGAUGCGUUCCAGCUUGUUACUGACCGAUUACUGCGCGAUCAUCAGGCUCUACCCAGGGAACGUUGGCUUGCCGUCAUCCGAAGUUUUAGGCAGCCCCUCCCACCGAUAGAACACGCGACCAAGCCUCCCGACCGACAGGAUGACGCGCUAGAUGAUCGAAAUAAGGGCAAGAAGCAGCGAACGAUGUACUGUCUGCGUCAUUCUGGAAAGCCGGGCCAACUGGUUGCUUUGAUCGAAGACGCAGAAGCUCCCAUUCGGUCUCAUGAGGAUAGAACGUCUCAACAACCUGACCUCAGUUCCCCGUUCGAUUCUAAUGAGUUCCACAAGAAAACAGAAGAUGACCCGCCAGCCUCUCAAAACCAUGAGAAACAUACGGGAGACGUGAACACGGCAGACUCCCAACCCACACCAGUCGAUCAACCAUCCACCAACCACAACGGAACUGAAACUGCGGCACCUCACAUUGCGGUGACUACCGAACAGGAAUCUGCUGACAUGGUGUUGGAUGGAGCUAUCAAAACCCCAUCAGUCAAAAUUGCGCCAAGUCACUACCGAGUUUCAAUCGUUUCAGUUCCUGAUUCUUUCGAGCAGCUGUUAAGCUCUACCAUUUGUGCCCCUCAAACCUCACUAAUACCAUCAGCUUGGUGCCCUAGGCCGAACAUCGUCGCAAUUGAAGGCAUGUCUUGGGGAAUAUACUCAAGUUCAUUUGAAUCAGAAAUUAGCCCUACAUCCAACAUGGGAUCGAUGGCUUCAAGCAUGUGGACCAAGGACACUCAGCCGGAUUGGUGGAUUCGCCUUGGCACAGUUACAAACAAAGGGGCCACAAGUGGCAACACCAGUCUAUCCUGGCUAAUUCUUGAGCUCGAGUGUGCAGCUUCCCCUAUCGAGCUUGAUCCUUCCUUUGAGCUUCUGGAGAGUGUCAUGCAUGCACUCCUUAGACCUGACGGAAAGCUACUGGUGAAGCCCUUUCGGCCGACCGCAAGAAGUCUAAUGGAGGCUGGUCUAACGAGCGAAGAGAGUAAUCUUACAACAAGCUCCCCCCAUCCACCAAAAACGGCGACCCUCCGAAACGGAUAUUGUAUGCUGAUGUUAGCUAAACAAGAAAGUUUAAUAUAAGAACCUCAUACCUUUCAUGUAUUGGUGAAUCUAUCUGGGCACGCCCAACAAACUGUAUUGCAAUUAUGUCAAUGUGAACGUUGCUUUUUCCUGAAAAGAAUGACCACUUUUUUGUAGCAUUUGAGGGGAGGUAGAGACUAGAGUGGGGAAAAUGGAUAAUAGAUGCUCAAACAA